Molecule: messenger RNA, 1342 nt
Organism: Chanos chanos (milkfish)
Lineage: Eukaryota; Metazoa; Chordata; Actinopteri; Gonorynchiformes; Chanidae
Gene: anxa4
Product: annexin A4
Exons: 13
Coding region: 170-1135 (321 amino acids)
Cellular component (GO): cytoplasm; vesicle membrane; plasma membrane
Molecular function (GO): calcium-dependent phospholipid binding; phosphatidylserine binding; calcium ion binding
Source: RefSeq, a predicted model, not a curated record
AAACUCGAGUUGAAUGAUCGUCCACACCCUCACUCCUGCCUCUAAAAGCCAGCUUGAGGAAAGAACGCCGCCUUCCAGUUUCUAGAACCCUUUUAGUGGCAAACUGCAAAGUGUCCAUACGUUUCAGUUUUUCCAUUCAUCUCAGCCUCAAAACUCUUCUUUUGGCACAAUGGCAGCGCUGGGCUCACGUGGCACUGUUACCGAGGCAACAGGCUUCAGUGCAGAACAGGACGUCCAAAAACUGAGAGGUGCCAUGAAGGGUGCAGGCACGGAUGAGGCAGCUAUAAUUGAGGUCCUCAGUCACCGCACGAUUGCUCAAAGGCAGAGCAUCAAGGAGGCUUACAAGCAGGCCGUCGGCAAGGACCUGGCUGACGAUUUGAAGUCGGAGCUGACGGGAAACUUUGAGAAGGUCGUGAUUGGUCUGCUGAUGCCGGCUCCCGUCUACGACGCCUACGAGCUGAGGAAUGCCAUAAAGGGAGCAGGGACGGAAGAGGCUUGUCUUAUUGACAUCCUGGCCUCCAGAACCCCUGCGGAGGUCAAGGCCAUCGCAGCCACCUACAGCAAGGAAUAUGGAAAGAGCCUGGAGGAGGACGUGUGUGGUGAUACUUCUGGAAUGUUCCAGCGGGUUCUGGUCUCUUUACUCACGGCUGGGCGUGAUGAGAGCACCAGUGUGGACGAAGCCCAGGCAAAGCAGGACGCUAAGGAAAUCUAUGAGGCCGGGGAAGCUCGCUGGGGUACAGAUGAGGUGAAGUUUCUAACGGUGCUCUGUGUGAGGAACAGGAACCAUUUGCUCAGAGUGUUUGAGGAGUACCAGAAGAUCUCUGGGAGAGAUAUUGAAGACAGCAUAAAGAGAGAGAUGUCUGGCUGUCUGGAGGAUGUCUUUCUGGCCAUAGUGAAAUGCAUCAAAAAUAAACAGGCAUUCUUUGCUGAGAGGUUAUACAAAUCCAUGAAGGGCCUUGGUACCACUGACAGUGUUCUGAUCCGAAUCAUGGUGGCCCGGGCCGAGAUCGACAUGGUGGACAUCAAAGCCGAGUUUCUAAAGAUGUACGGCAAAACCCUCCACUCGUUCAUUAAGGGCGAUACGUCGGGUGAUUAUCGUAAGAUCCUGCUGGAGCUGUGCGGAGGAGAGAAAUAGAGGAGGCGCAGUUUGACUCUGCCGGGGAGGUGCCUUUCAUUAGAGCGGGAAAAGCCUUCUCUCACCGCACCCUACGGCUUUUAAUUUACACACACACACACACACACUCACACUCACACACGCACACACACACACAUUCACCCUCACCCUCACCCUGUUUUCACACUUUCUAAUACCAAUUAAACCUGAGCAGAGUGACAUUUCUAA